CAUUGGUACUGGCAAUAUCAAACCUCGCAAACUAUUAUUCGAAGAUCAUACUCUUUUUAAUCCAUUUGGAAUGUCCUAUUACUACUGUAAGAGAAAUUGAGUCGUAUGUGGCGUGUUCUCUCGCCUGAAAUAGUUGUUGUUGUGUAACAUUUGCCACUUUUCUACACUUGACUUGUGAUUUGCUCUGGUCGAUCUGGAUGAUGACAGCUUCUGAAGUGGAGACACAGAUGGGAGGAGACAGUAUCCUGCUGGGAGCACCAGCUGAGAAGGACAAGCUCCUCACCAUGAUGAGUCAUGCCCAACGUGGACGUAUGGAUGAGCAGCGCUGUGUCUUGAACCCUACCGGGACCACUCCCUCUACCCCCAAACACACCACUACUAUACCCUCAGGUCCAGAAGCUGACCACUUCUUCAGCCUCCUGGCCAACACUCAGAGCCGUCGCCUUGAUGACCAGCGAGUGUCACUUCCUGGGUUGCCAGGGAUACAGGGUUCCAGGAUGACUCCAGUCACAACCAGGAAGUCUCACUCCAGACCAGCCUCUCCUACCCACACCUCCCCUCAAUCACACUCUCAAGAAGCAGCACCAGCUGAGCAGGACAAGUUCCUCGCCAUGAUCAGUGUAACCCAACGUGGUCGUAUGGACGAACAGCGCUGUGUCUUGAACCCUACCAGGAGUACACCCUCUACCCCCAAACACACCCCCUCUAGUACCAUCCCCUCAGGGCCAGGUUCUGAACAGUUCCUUAAACUCCUGGCCAACAGUCAGGGUCGUCGUCUGGACGACCAGCGAGUGUCCCUCGUCUCGUUGCCACGGAUAUGGAACGGACCCCAGAGCCUCCUGAGUCCUGGGACCCAGGCUACUACCUCCAAGAAGACCCAGUCCAGACCCGCCUCUCCAACCCCGGCUGACUGCCCCGAGCCGGGCUACUCCGGCAGGGGGCCUGCUAGAUCAGCCUCCUUCACCCCUGGAUCAGACAGAGAGAGGCCGGAGGUCUGUAACCAUAGACAUACUGUAUAUACAAUACAUCAUUAUCUGUAACGCUCCAUCCUGACUCCUUAUAACCCGUUAAACUCUGAACCCCUCUGGUGCCAGAAACAAUGUGACUACUACAGAGCCCGAGAUACAGCAGACCUGAAAAAUGUUAUAUGUUUGUAUUUUCUUCGGGGGGUAGGGGUUCCCCCAAUUGUCCCCAUGUUUGGGAAUAAGAGAUUUGAAUGUCUAGUUUUGAUAUAGAAUAUGUCACCAAUUACUGUUCCAAAAGAAAUGUCAGAUCUUACAGACGCACAAAUAUCAUACCUCCAAGACAUGCUAACCUCUCACCAUUACAACAACAGGGGAGGUUAGCAUUUUUUGGGGGGUAUGACAUUUGUGAGUCUAUAAUUUUCUCACCCAUCAUUAUUCACAAUUCAUUCAGGAUUAUCCGUAAUCAUUGUAGCA
Coregonus clupeaformis (lake whitefish) is the source of this 1439-nucleotide messenger RNA. RefSeq names its product G-protein-signaling modulator 2-like. The record is from RefSeq and is a predicted model, not a curated record. Gene Ontology annotation, molecular function: guanyl-nucleotide exchange factor activity; protein binding. NCBI's taxonomy places the organism in Eukaryota, Metazoa, Chordata, Actinopteri, Salmoniformes, Salmonidae. The transcript is spliced from 6 exons. Bases 198 to 1040 code for a protein of 280 amino acids.